This is a messenger RNA of Ipomoea triloba (trilobed morning glory), 1496 nucleotides long. RefSeq names its product cytochrome P450 724B1-like. The record is from RefSeq and is a predicted model, not a curated record. Gene Ontology annotation, molecular function: oxidoreductase activity, acting on paired donors, with incorporation or reduction of molecular oxygen; monooxygenase activity; heme binding. Bases 1 to 1368 code for a protein of 455 amino acids. Lineage: Eukaryota; Viridiplantae; Streptophyta; Magnoliopsida; Solanales; Convolvulaceae. The transcript has 8 exons. Gene Ontology annotation, biological process: sterol metabolic process.
AUGAAAAGAAAUGAGGCAGCUGGCGCAGACAAUCUUCCCGGCGGCAGCAUGGGAUGGCCAAUUCUUGGAGAGACCAUUGGCUAUCUCAAGCCCCAUAAGUCCAACACCAUAGGCACCUUCUUGGAACAACAUUGCUGGAGAUAUGGGAAAGUGUUCAAGUCCCAUGUAUUUGGGUCCCCCACAAUAAUUUCAUGCUCACUUGAGUUGAGCACCUUCGUCCUUCAAAACGAAGGCAGGCUGUUCGAGAGCAGCUACCCUAAACCGGUGAAAAACAUCGUGGGACACCGGUCGUUGAUGAUUGUCCACGGAGAGCUUCACAAGAAGCUGCGAAGCGUCGAAGUCGACUUCAUCAAUUCAUUCAAAUCCAGCCGCCAUUUCGCCGGCCACAUCCAGAACCUCUCCUCCUCGCUCAUGGAAUCCUGGAAAGGAAAGCAACAAAUUCACUUGUUUCAAGAGGCCAAAGCUUUCUCCUUCAACGUCAUGUUGAAAUGCCUAUUUGAUAUGGCGCCUGGAGACCCGCUCGCCAUCAAACUCUUCCAGGACUUCCUCACAUUCAUGGAAGGCUUUGUUUCUCUUCCGCUAAAUCUUCCAGGAACCACCUUUGCCAAGGCCAUGAAGGCUCGGAGAAGGGUAGCAUCGACGUUCAAAGAUAUACUAAAUGAGAAGGGAAAGAGAAAGAGUGAAGAGUGGGGCAAUGAUAAUGAGGACAGCUUCGCGGACUCGAUUGUGGGGAAUGAUUGUUUGAAGGAGGAGGAAAAAGUAAGCGUUUUGUUUGACCUUCUCCUUGCAGGUUAUGAAACCACUUCUGGACUUAUAGCCCUCACCGCAUAUUUUCUUGCCCAGACGCCCCUUGCCCUUCAACAACUAAAGGAAGAACACCAAGCACUGAGGAGGAGGAAAAAUGGGGAAGCAUUGACUUGGGAAGACUACAAGCAAAUGCAGUUCACACCCAUGGUAAUAAAUGAAACUCUUCGUUGUGGAAAUCUGGUUAAAUUUGUCCACAGAAAGGCUAUCAAGGAUGUGGAAUUCAAAGGAUAUCGAAUUCCAGCAGGUUGGAAAGUUCUUCCCAUCUUGUCGGCUGUAAACCUUGAUCCAUCACUUCAUAAAAACCCCCACCAAUUUAAUCCAUGGAGAUGGAAUGAUCCUGGAGUAAGCAAGAAUGUGAUCCCAUUUGGUGGAGGAAUUCGGAUAUGUCCCGGUGCAGAAAUCGGUAAAUUGGAAGUAUCAAUUCUCCUACACUAUCUUGUUCAAAGCUUCAGAUGGGAAACCAAGAAAGACGAUCAUCCAUUUUCAUACCCUUAUCUGGCGUUUAAGAGAGGGCUUGUAUUGGAUAUUGAGCAUAUACAAUUGGAAGGCAACGACAAUUGACAGCAAUUGAAUUGAAGUACUAUUGUUAUAUCUAUAGUAAACUAUAACGACUAAUCGAUGAUACAUGUAAUUCCUUUUUUACAUGACUUGUUUGUUUUAGAUUCUCCACCUGAUAGUGUUUAUCCUAU